Molecule: messenger RNA, 702 nt
Organism: Podospora anserina S mat+
Lineage: Eukaryota; Fungi; Ascomycota; Sordariomycetes; Sordariales; Podosporaceae
Exons: 2
Coding region: 1-702 (233 amino acids)
Source: RefSeq, a predicted model, not a curated record
AUGGGGCAUCGUUUACCCAUGGUUGUAAGCCUCUUCUCUGGAAUCAUUAUUGGUGGGGCCGGGGGAUCUUACUUGGCAAAUCUGACCAAGAUAUCAUUUGAUGGCGAAAGAUUCAAUUUUGGGUACGACAGAGAGGAUGUUCCGGCAGAGUCAAGGCUGUUUGGUCGACCAGUGCUACCAGCCAACAGUGAAGCUGAAGAGGAGAGGGGAGUUAAUAAAACCGGCGAUACCGGCAUCGAUGAAGAGAGGCCGCAACGAGGUCCCCAUACACCUGACAGGCAGACGGAGGAGGAAUGCGACGAGGAAAGCGACGAGGAGAUUGAUGGAUACGACCCAAUGGGGGUUGAUGAGUUUGACGAACCUGAAGACGAAGACGAAGACAAGCAAGACAUCAAAACCUUUGACAUCGAUGGCCCAAGGGGAGAGCGCAUUACUGAGGUCAAGGUGAGCCCGCACUGCACUCUGUUUGCUAGGAGAAGGGGGCACGGAAUAUAUGAUGGUCGCGUGGGUUAUAUCAAGCUUGUCACGAACCAUGGACGGUCAGAAUCAUUUGUGAUGGAAAGAUAUAUUGGCCGGAAUUGGGUUGACAAGAAGAGAUCUUUUUCGGCAGAGCCUGGCACUGCUAUCACUGGGUCUUAUGGCGCCCUCGAUUCCAUCAUACCGGUUGCAAUUGGGGUUAUCACUGAGACUGUUAAUAUUUAA